Racocetra persica is the source of this 300-nucleotide messenger RNA. The record is from the annotation of a GenBank genome assembly. NCBI's taxonomy places the organism in Eukaryota, Fungi, Glomeromycota, Glomeromycetes, Diversisporales, Gigasporaceae.
CACCACAUAUGCAUUCAAACUAUGGCGGAUUCCAUCCACAUUUUGGCCCCGCUGGAGGGUAUCCUUCUCACGCAUACAAGAUUUUUUUCCUUACCCCAUUACCCCCUGGUGUAUCUAGUAUCAGAUAUCACCAAGAAGUAUUUUCUCCGACAACAUUUCCUCCUCCACCCCCUCCGGUCUAUAAAACCGAUAUUCAUGAUUCCCAUCCUAAUCCUCCUUUAAUGAAUCAUAAUCAAUUAAUGCCCUCGACCACACUUCCGUCUGUGAGUCCCGUUCCUGUAUCUUCGCAACCUUCUCUUA